UGAGCCCCUAUUAUAUUUAUUCUUAAUGAACAUUCUCGCAUUUUCCUGUGUUUUAAUUUCUGAUUUUAAUUUACUGGAUGAUAGGAACUGCCCCAAGUGGGGCCCACACGGAGCCCUGGACCUUUGUGGUUGUGAAGGACGUGAACGUGAAGCACAAGAUUCGGGAGAUCAUUGAGGAGGAGGAGGAAGUAAACUACUUGAAAAGGAUGGGGCACCAAUGGGUUACAGACCUGAAGAAGCUGAGAACCAGUUGGAUUAAGGAGUACUUGGACACAGCUCCCGUUCUGAUUCUGAUUUUCAAACAAGUACAUGGUUUUGCUGCAAAUGGCAAAAGAAAGGUCCACUACUACGAUGAGAUCAGUGUUUCCAUUGCUUGUGGCAUCCUCCUGGCCGCUCUGCAGAAUGCGGGCCUGGUGACUGUCACUACCAGUCCUCUCAACUGUGGCCCCCGACUGAGGGCGCUCCUGGGUCGCCCCACAAAUGAAAAGCUGCUGCUGCUGCUCCCGGUGGGGUACCCCAGCAAAGAGGCCACAGUGCCCAACCUCACACGGAAACCUCUGGAUCAGAUCAUGGUGACCGUGUAGGCAGGAGCCCAUCAGGAAUGCUGACAGACGAUGGCGUGGUCCACUCUGGUCCCUCUUGGGUGUGCAGGUUGCUUUUUCCAUGGGUGUUAGGUCUCCCCAGCGCUCCACUCCACUCAAGAAACUUUCUACGUCACCAGGCCCUUGGAGUCUGAGAAGCCCUGCUCCCCAUAGUGUGAUUGGGUGAACGUAAACCAUAAGAGGGCACUGGGUACUUCCAUGUCUCAUCCACUCUGCAAAUGCAUUAACCUUUUACAGAGAACAGGCCCUGGUUUUUAAGUUUUUAAAAUUGUUCCAGAAAAGUCACUGGUGAUUUUUUUCUCUUACAUUUUAAAAGCUGGUAGAUAGGAAAGAGUCAUCAGAAUGUUUAAUGUAGCCCGAGAACUCGGCUAUGUGACCAUUCUUGAAUUUAAAUUUAGACUAAUCACAUAGCCUCUGCCUUCUGAUUUCUGGUGGCUUUUAGACCAGGAUGUGCUUUUGAGAUUUACUCUUUUACUGAACUUCAUGGAUAUCCUGCCCUUUUUUAAUAAGUAACUGUCAAAAUACUUCAAACAUCACCAUCACAGAACAGAGGAGUGCAUGCUUGAGCAGGUGACUCUGACCCGUAACCGUCUGAGCGUGUGAAGGGUUAGUUGCAUCAUCCAGUGGUGUGUUGGAGUUGGCUCGCACCAGCUUGUGGAAGCAGAUUGUUAAAUAUUCAGGAAUUUUGUGAGCCUGUUGUUAAACUAUUUGUGGUUGGAAAUCGCCCAUGGUGGGAGUAUUUACACCCCUGCAGUCGAUGGAUACUACAAAUCAGGGCUUGUUUUCUUUUUCCUAAAGAGAACAGUUUUCCAUACACAGCACUCACGGUGUCUCCCUUCUUUUCUACUCCAGCCCACAGAAGACUUAUCCCUUUUCUCCAGGUGGCAAGUCAAGUGGUUUGGGACUUACGGGGUAGGAGGUGUUAGGUUGGGAAUGCCAGACCUCAUCUUCCGCCCAUCAUUCUGCCUUCCCUUCCCGGGGUGCUGCACACACUCAUAGCUCAGAUCAGUUCUCAUCCAGCAUCCCCACUGGCCUCUGUAGCCCUUCUGUCACCCUUUUUCUGUAUUCUUACUCAGCUUCCUCAAGAAAAAUCUCUCCUGCCUCUUUUCAUCCCUCUUGUGAGUCACACAACUUAGGAAAAGCCCUUAGUAUUUUUGAUGAGUCAGAGUUGGUGACGAAUCUGUAUUAGAGAAAAGGAGGACAUUUUUUUCCCUUUAAAAUAUAAAAUAUAAAAUAUAAUUAGUUAUUACAAGAACCUGUGCCCUCAACCACUUCUGAAGUCCUUUGAAGGAUCUAGAAGUUUCCUUUAGAAUCUCCAAAAUCUCCCAUCUAUAGUUUCGUUUUUCUCUAAACAUGCUUUUAAACUUUUUCUUACAUUUUAACAUUUUUCUUUACAUUUUUCUUACAUUUCUUACAUUUUGUUUCUAUUCUUUUUUUAAAAAAUAAUUAGUAUUGUGACAGGCAUUUGUCCUGUACUCUUUAUUGUAAAUGAGCAUUGUUUUAACUACAUUGUUAAAGACUUACAUGGGCUGGAAUGGGAGCCUAACCAUUGUAUUUCAGAUUGCUUUUAGUAGGAAAAAGAUAUUCUGAGAGUUCCAAGUAUCAGAAUAAUAAACACACUUUGGCGUUACGAUGCAAUGAAAUUGAA
This is a messenger RNA of Leptonychotes weddellii (Weddell seal), 2250 nucleotides long. Lineage: Eukaryota; Metazoa; Chordata; Mammalia; Carnivora; Phocidae. The record is from RefSeq and is a predicted model, not a curated record.